AGAUCUAACCAUUUGUAGUUAAAUUACAUGCGAAACUACCUCAUGAAUUGAAAGAAAUUUUCAUUUUUAUUGACAAAAAUUUCAAGCAUUUUAUUUAAUGAAUAACUAUACAAUGUAAUAAAGACAUUAAGUAAAUAUCUUAAGAAAUUUUUUAAAAUUUGUUGGACAGUCUAAGAUAGUAAAAAAUUCAUCCUUAGUUUGUCUACUAACUACAAACAUACAUCAUCCCUGAAUUAUUUGGUUGAUUAUUUAAUUAUUGUAGAAAUUAAGACUUCUAGAAAAAAUAAAAAAAUUGAAAUUCACAUAUAUUUCGAAACAAUAUAAACCAGACACCAAUCUUUCUAUUUCAAUUUUCUAAAAUCCUUCCAUCCAUUCCAAUUAUGAAAAAUAUCAGCCCCUUACCCUGGUAGAUACAAUUUCUUCUAAUGAUUCUCACCUUCGAUUCACGAUAUUCCUUACCGCGAAUCGUCACACGACGCGUCUUUUUUAAUCACCCGCUUUGUAUCCGUCCCUGAAAGCUUGGUAAAGCGUACGUUCACACAUCCGCUCGCGUACCGUCGUGUACAUAACCGGCUAUCGAAGCGCUCGAAUGUGUUAGAGUGGGUGGCCGGGUGGUUGGCUGCGUUUAUGAGGGUGCGGGCCCGAAAUUGAAAAGCACCCCAGCGAGAGGUAGGCGAGGGUGGUCGUGCAGCAGUCAUUGACAAGCGAAAGACCGUAUCAGAGGGUAAUCCUAUUGGUGGACGGCCGCGUCGCGACGUCCAGGCGUCAUUGGUCCGCCUUCGAGCUAUGGGGCGUGGUCUCGAGUUCCUCGAGGCUUCACGUGGAGGGGUGAGAAAUGCCUGGCUGCAUCCCUGGCAACGAUUACCGGAAAACCACAGGGUCGUUCAGCGGUAGGAAUCCAGCAUGGCGGACCUAGCAACCCCUCCGGCUGAAUUCACCACCACUACCACCAGUACCACCAUCAACACCACCACUACCAGGUAGGUGACUUCGUUGCUAUUAUCGAGGCCACUGCGACUGUUCACCACUAAACCGGCCGGGUAGUGGAUUUCGCUCGAUUUGUCCGGGGGAACACUUCAGGAAUCGGAAGUUCGAUCGGACGAUUAAUUGCUCCGUUAACUAGUCUUUUCAGACCACGACUCUUUGACGACGUCGCGGGAAUACAAGACAUCGCCCCGCGAUUUCGAGUAUUACAUUGACACGGGAAAUUUAGCGUUUCCUACUGAUUACUGAAAUUUCUUAUCGUAUUUGUAAUUGUUGCUCUACUGCGUAUAUAGAUAGCGUGAAAUAAAUGUAGCUUCGAUGAAAGAGUCGUAGACAGUUGUAUUAACUAAAUAACUCUACAAUCGAUCUGUUUUUGACACUUCCAAAUAUGCUCUGAAAAUAAUACAAAAUUAUAAUCUGACACUACUAUAACAUUUUUAUCAAUAAUUUACGAUGUGCUCUUAGCGGAACGUGUCAUUACUGGUGCAAUAAUCAUCGUCAUUCAUAAUCGCAGAAAAUUCAAACUUUCGUCCACCUUCAUUUCAUCAAGCAAUCCUUCCUUAUAAAAAAGCCUCUUCUAUCCUUCUUUCCGCUAGCCGAAAUCAAACCGUUCAGAGAGCAGUUUUUUAACGAGCAGCGUCGCAGUGGACGAGCAGUGGAUGGAUCUGAUUUCAGCGAGGAACACCGCGACGCUAGGUAUCGUUCUACCCAGCCCGAUAAAGGAGAAGCACAGGUUGAAGCAACGAGAAAGAAAGCGAACAGAGGGUAGAAAGAGACGGAGAACGGGGUUUCACUACCACGUAGCCAACGAUCAACAAUUGCACGACGUUCAGUGGGCGAAGGUAGGCGUCGUCUCGUGACGGUGGAAGGGAGGGUGGGGGUUUUAGAGCUUUGGCCAGGCGUCAACCGAUGCGAAGGGGUGCGCGCAGGCGCCGCGACGAGCGUCGUCGGCGAAGCGCCGCGUCAAACGUGCCGGCUAUAGGUUAAAUCCUCCCGCUCCUCGUUUUUGUUGUUUUUCCGGCGUUGCCUCCUGAUCCCGCCUUCAAAAGUGCCAACGGACCAAUCGGUGGCCCGUGCUCGCGGGACGCCCGAUGUCGAGACACCUCUGCAAGCCACCAACAACGUCGACCUCCGGUGAUACGGGACGAUCGAACCUAGCUAACGUCGAUCUCUCGCCGAGAGACGCCGACUUCGAGACGUCAUACGUCGUCGUUGCUCGAGCUGACGCGGUUCCAUCGGUUUCCAAGAUUCUGUCAACUGACGGGCCGAUCUGGAUCUCCGAGACACGGAGGUUUUAGUUUCCAGGUAGUUUUCGUGGACCGUCGGGGUGAAUCAGUGUUUCGUCAGAAGUUCCAUGAGACUAAAUUUCGAUGGGUGCUUUAUUUGUCAAAGUUUGUAAUAUUUUGAAUAUGAUACGAAUUUGGACAGUUGAACUGUUGAUGUGCGCGAGUGUCGAAGAGUGAACUUGAUUAUAUAGUCUCGUAACUAGUAUAUUGCCUUUUAUAUAACGAGGAAUGUUCGUUGAUACACCAUGAACGGAGCAACGUCGGUUACUACUUCAGAAGAACAUCAGCAUCAACAUCAGCAACCGCAAAAUGAACCACCACCGGAACAUCCGAGGAGCCCUACCAGCCCUUUGAGCAUUCGACAUGACUCUGGCGAGAGCAGCGUAAUCUCUCCAGGAUUACCAGAGCGUUACAGUCCUUUGGGGGCGACAGGAUCGACCUCGAGUCACGAUCCUUACGCCUCGAGGUCUGUUCAAGAAUGUCCGGUUCCCCUUUGCAGAGGAAUACCCACGGAUUUCCCUCUAGCGAGAUCGCCAUACUUAACUGCUUUGGGAAACGGACAUCCUCAUUUGUUGGGACAAGUUCAGCAACAACAACAACAGCAGCAGCAACAGCAGCAGCAGCAGCAGCAACAACAACUGCAACCGCAACAUGGUAGCAAACCACCACGCAGCCUUGGUUUGAUAUGCGUGGUCUGUGGAGAUACUAGCUCUGGGAAACAUUACGGAAUUCUUGCUUGCAACGGAUGCAGUGGUUUCUUCAAAAGAAGCGUCAGGCGGAAGCUGAUAUAUAGAUGUCAAGCCGGUACCGGAAGAUGUGUUGUGGACAAAGCUCACCGAAAUCAGUGUCAGGCGUGCCGUUUGAAGAAAUGUAUGCAGAUGGGAAUGAAUAAAGACGAACAUGUCUCUUCCACUUCAUGGAUGCUGUAUGCUGUACAGAAUGAACGGCAACCCAGAAACACUGCCACCAUUAGACCAGAGGCUCUCGUCGAGAUGGACCAGGAACGCGCGCUUCGAGAGGCAGCAGUCGCCGUCGGUGUUUUUGGACCACCUGUGUCUUUAGCUAUGGCGAGAUACACGACACCAUUGCCUUUACCCACCGUUGCGCCGACAACAAAUUCGACGAAUCCUCCAACACCACCGCGGCAGGAUAAUGAAGAUGGAAAUGCAUCUGAAGAUAGUAUAGACGUGACAAAUGAGGAACCAUUGACACCCCAAAGAAGCGGUUGCACGCAAAUUCCACCUGUGAUCCCCUCGUUGUAUUCGCCUGCUAGUGCUGAAACGGUCUACGAAACCAGUGCUAGAUUGCUUUUCAUGGCUGUAAAGUGGGCCAAGAAUCUUCCGUCUUUCGCGAGUUUGCCUUUCAGAGAUCAGGUGAUACUUUUAGAAGAGGCCUGGUCAGAGCUUUUCCUUCUGAACGCAGUACAGUGGUGCCUUCCACUCGAAUCGUCGCCUCUCUUCAAUUCCGCGGAACUGACUGCCUUGACUCUAUCGCCGCAUCCGCAUCCUCAUUCCGGAAUCCAUAUGCAAACUACCACGGGCAAGCCGAGUCAAGUUGCAGCAGAUGUGAGGCAUUUGCACGAUACCUUGCAGAGAUAUAAGGCUGUCAUGGUUGAUCCUGCUGAAUUUGCCUGUAUGAAGGCUAUAGUACUAUUUCGACCAGAAACCCGUGGCUUAAAGGAUUCCAGUCAGAUAGAAAACUUGCAGGAUCAAGCGCAAGUGAUGUUAGGCCAACACGCUAGGGCGCAGCAACCAGGAAGUCCAGCAAGAUUCGGCAGACUAUUACUGUUACUGCCGUUGCUGAGGACAGUGCCAGCAUCGAGGGUGGAACUGAUAUACUUUCACAGAACAAUCGGCAACACUCCAAUGGAGAAAGUCUUGUGCGACAUGUAUAAAAAUUAAAGAUUAUUCUUCGCCGAUAUUUCACUCGGAACAAUCAAAAAGAAACAUUUCACGAGAAUUUUCGAAUAAUCGAUUCUUGUACAGUGCCACGUUAAAAUCAGUAUAAGUGAAAUUUUACCGACUUCAUAGUAUUGAGAAUAAUUUUAUUUCUGUAAGGUGUUCGUUCCAUUCUGUGACAUAGUUCACAUUUUUCCAUUAAAAUAAAACCUCGAACGUCAAAAAAUAUAAAAAUACGCGAAGUAUUCGACAUCGUAAUCGAAUCGUCACCAAAGUAAACGUAUCGCUGAUUUGAUCGAGAUUCCUUAGUACCUGUACCUUCGGAUACAGUAUAUAAAAGAACACGAAUAUAUAAGUAUACGAACUGAAGUGCAGCGUAGACAUUGAAAGUACUCAUUCAACGACAAAUUUGAAAAAAAGACUAACAGAUAUGAAUAAACAAUUGAGCCGACUAAAUAAUCGAGAACGAUGUGUGAAAGCUUUGGCCUAAGGACGAAGCCCCAAGUAUGACCCUUUAAUAAAUUCUUCGCCUUGUCUAGUGAUUUCUUUCUACUAGAUUGGGGCCAAGUAACGAUGGAUCCUUCGAGAAAAGUAACGAAUCGAUAAGUACAGUAUUUAGUUUAAUGGUUCAACGGUAUCUAAAUGAAACGAGGGAUACUCAGUUCUGACAUAAAGAUAUAGAUAUAUACACAUAUUUAUUUAUUAUAAAAAUGUUUAUCGAACAUUAGGUUCGACGUGUUGACCAAGUCGUUUCAUCUUUCAGUUUUAAGUAGUCAAUUUUAUAUGAAUCACACUAAUGACAAAAAUUUUCACUGGAAUAAAAAAUUUUUAUUUAAUUUAUUCGUGAGUUUUUUUAACGUAUUAUUUAUGUUCACUGAAAUAUGUAAGAUAAGGUUUUGAAUAUACUUGAAUAACUGAUACGAACUUUCAGACAGCUGUAAAAAGAUACACGUCUGUGCUUUUCUUGUAUAUUUCGUGUUGUGAUACUAUUUGCUGUAAAAGUCUAGAUACUGAGUCACAUGACAUAUAUUGUAAUGAUUACCUAACCACUUGUAAUAAAAGUACACAUGCGUAAGAA
Molecule: messenger RNA, 5246 nt
Organism: Bombus terrestris (buff-tailed bumblebee)
Lineage: Eukaryota; Metazoa; Arthropoda; Insecta; Hymenoptera; Apidae
Product: photoreceptor-specific nuclear receptor
Exons: 10
Coding region: 2516-4171 (551 amino acids)
Biological process (GO): cell differentiation; positive regulation of transcription by RNA polymerase II; anatomical structure development
Molecular function (GO): RNA polymerase II cis-regulatory region sequence-specific DNA binding; zinc ion binding; nuclear receptor activity
Source: RefSeq, a predicted model, not a curated record